Messenger RNA from Lotus japonicus, 2558 nucleotides. RefSeq lists its product as uncharacterized. The record is from RefSeq and is a predicted model, not a curated record. The coding region runs from base 155 to 2104 and encodes 649 amino acids. The transcript is spliced from 16 exons. Lineage: Eukaryota; Viridiplantae; Streptophyta; Magnoliopsida; Fabales; Fabaceae.
AAACAUUACUUGUCUUGCUUGGUUUCCUUUCCUAAUUAGAAUUCCCAUCCUAAACACAAAAACAAACAAAAAAUCUUCUACUCGGAAACGAAACGCGAUCACUUCUCCGACCACCGUAACACUCGACUAACCACCGUCCACCACUGACGGCGAGAUGGAGAACUGCGGGAAUCCGCAAGAUGUGGUUGUGCCACCUGUUGAAGGUGUUGCUGGAGGCGGCACAGCUUAUGGGUGGAAUGAUGGUGGCACAUAUGGCUUGAAUCUCAAGGGAUCAGUUGACCCGACAGAAAUUUCAACUAGGGAUUUAGUGCAUGUAUGGAGCAUGCCAAGCACCGCAAAUGUCGGACCUCAAGAUAUGCCUCGACAAUUUGAACCUAUAAACCUGCUUGCAGCUAGAAAUGAGAGGGAAAGUGUGCAGAUAGCUAUCCGUCCUAAGGUUUCAUGGAGUGGUUCUGGGGUUGCUGGGACUGUGCAGGUUCAGUGCAGUGACCUAUGCUCCACUUCUGGAGACAGGCUGAUUGUUGGGCAGUCACUGCUGUUGCGACGAGUGGUGCCUGUUUUGGGUGUACCUGAUGCUCUUGUUCCCCUGGACCUUCCAGUUAGUCAAAUAAACCUAUUUCCGGGGGAGACUGCAGCUCUUUGGAUAUCCAUUGAUGUUCCAAGUGCUCAACCUCCAGGACAAUAUGAAGGAGAGAUUGUCAUUACUGCUAUAAAAUCAGAUGCAGAAUCUCCUGUUCAAAGUUCGAACAAGAUUGAGAAGCAUCAAUUGUAUACGGAGCUUAAGGGCUGCCUUGACAUUGUUGAACCCAUCGAUGGAAAACCAUUUAAUGAAGUGGUUGAAAGGGUGAAAUCUGCAACUACAUCUUUAAGAAGGAUUCUUCUGUCUCCAUCAUUUUCUGAAUUCUUUUCAGAUAAUGGGUCAGUAGAUGUCAUGGAGGAGGAUGCCAUUUCAAGUCUCUCUCUACGGGUGAAGUUAAAUCUCACUGUUUGGGAAUUUGUACUUCCUGAAACUCCUUCUCUCCCUGCUGUAAUUGGUAUAUCUGAUACUGUAAUUGAAGACCGCUUUGGCAUUCAAAAUGGGACAGCUGAGUGGUAUGAGGCACUGGAGCAGCAUUUCAAAUGGCUUCUUCAAUAUAGAAUCAGCCCCUAUUUUUGCAAAUGGGCUGAAGGUAUGCGUGUUUUGACAUACACAUGUCCAUGGCCAGCGGAUCAUCCAAAGUCAGAUGAAUAUUUUUCAGACCCACGAUUGGCAGCAUAUGCUGUGCCAUAUAGACAAGUUGUCUCCGGUAAUGAUGCGGCGAAGGAUUACUUGCAGAAACAAGUUGAGAUAUUGAGAACCAAGACUCAUUGGAGAAAAGCUUACUUUUACCUAUGGGAUGAGCCACUUAAUUUGGAACAAUAUGAUAAUGUACGCAGUAUGGCCAGUGAGAUUCAUGCUUAUGCUCCAGAUGCUCGUAUCUUAACGACAUAUUAUUGUGGUCCAAACGAUGCACCUCUUGCACCUACUCCCUUUGAGGCUUUCUUAAAAGUUCCAAGUUUUCUGCGUCCUCAUAAUCAAAUUUAUUGUACAAGUGAAUGGGUUCUGGGAAAUCGAGAGGACCUGGUCAAGGAUGUUGUUGCUGAAAUACAACCAGAGAAUGGUGAGGAAUGGUGGACAUAUGUAUGUAUAAGACCUUCAGAUCCUCAUCCAAAUUGGCAUCUUGGAAUGCGAGGCACUCAACAUCGUGCUGUCAUGUGGCGCGUAUGGAAAGAGGGUGGCACCGGGUUUUUGUACUGGGGCGCCAACUGCUAUGAAAAGGCAACUGUGGCCAGUGCUGAGAUAAAAUUUAGGCACGGCCUACCACCUGGAGAUGGAGUUCUCUACUAUCCUGGUGAAGUAUUCUCAACUUCUCAUCAACCAGUGGCUUCUCUUAGACUAGAGCGCCUACUUCAUGGCUUGCAGGACAUCGAAUACCUGAGACUAUAUGCUUCAAGAUAUGGUAGGGACGAAGGUGUUGCGCUUCUGGAGAGAACAGGAGUGUAUUUUGGUCCUGAGCGUUACACAUUUGAGCACAUGCCGAUUGAUGCAAUGAGGGGGCAAAUAUUUAAUGCCUGCCGUUCAUGAACUCUCAUUGAUAUUGCAUAUGCAUGGUUUUGGUAGUUUGUUUGGCGCCUGCUGAAAAAUUUAGGCUUCAAUGUUUAGCUUUCAAAGAUGCGCCCAUCGACUUCCCAUCGAAUGAGAUCCUUGAGUAAACACUAAGCAGUUAUAUGUGUAUACACUUUGUAGAUACAGCAUGUGACUGAGAUUACAUGACGAGAGGUCCUUUGUUUAUUGCUGAAAUGUGCCUCUCAACUACAUAGGAACAAAUGAUCAAUUGCAGUUCAGACAGUAAACCUAGUUAUUAGACCUAAGUAUACUUUCACUAUUGCAGUUACGUUGCACUCUGAGGGUCGUAUAUUUUGUUUUCAGAAAUUUAUCACCUUAGCGUGCUCGAUACAGAGAAAAGCAGGAAAGUUAUAUGUUUAAUACUGCAAACUAGUUGAAUUAACCGUAAUAAAGUUGGUUUAUUGUUAGUUCA